CUUUCCGAAGGCUUAGUAACAAAAUGGUAUCGCUCCCCCCGCCUCCUCCUCUCGCCAAACAACUACACCAAAGCCAUCGAUAUGUGGGCGGCUGGCUGCAUCCUGGCCGAGAUGCUGACGGGAAGGAUGCUCUUUGCUGGGGGUCACGAGCUGGAACAGAUGCAGCUUAUUCUGGAGACGAUCCCCGUUAUCCAUGAGGAAGACAAAGAGGAGCUGCUCAAAGUGAUGCCCAUGUUCAUCAACAGCACCUGGGAAGUGAGGAAGCCGCUGCCGAAGGUACCUGAGCUUGUUUCUCUCUGCUUCACAGCUAUUGAUUUUCUGGAGAAGAUACUGACGUUUAACCCUAUGGAUCGAUUAACGGCUGAGAUGGGUCUGCAGCAUCCUUACAUGAGUCCGUAUUCCUGCCCCGAGGAUGAACCAGUGUCUCAGCAUCCGUUCCGGAUUGAGGAUGAGAUUGAUGAUAUUUUACUGAUGGAAGCCAACCAGAGCCAGAUGUCUAACUGGGACAGGUAUCACGUAAGCCUCUCCUCUGAUUUGGAAUGGAGACACGAUAAAUACCACGACAUGGAUGAGGUUCAGCGGGACCCCCGGGCAGGGUCUGAAUCCAUCGCUGAAGAAGCACAGGUUGAUCCACGGAAAUACUCACAGAGCAGCUCAGAGAGGUUCUUGGAGCUAUCCCACUCCUCCAUGGACCGAGUAUUUGAUGCUGAUUGUGGGAAAUCGUGUGAUUACAAAGUGGGCUCACCUUCCUACUUGGACAAAUUGCUGUGGAGAGACAAUAAGCCCCAUCAUUACUCAGAGCCCAAGCUAAUUUUAGAUUUAUCCCACUGGAAAAGAGCAACCAUAGCACCCGCAGCUGAGCUAUCGCUGGAAGAAGAACCAUCCAACCUCUUUCUGGAGAUUGCUCAGUGGGUGAAGAGCACACAGGUGGGUCUCGAGUGUCCCAGUCCUCUUCCGGAGAUUCAGGAACGGAGCCUGCCAUCUUCUCCUCACCAUCUCCACAAAGAACCCACAGAGGUGAACAGUGAAACAGACCCUGAGUUUGACUUGGACGUCUUCAUCUCCAGGGCACUGAAACUUUGCACAAAACCCGAGGAUCUUCCAGACAACAAGCUCAGUGACAUCAACGGGGCCUGCAUAUCUGAGCACCCCGGUGAGAUUGUACAAACAGAGGUGUACCAGAAAGAGCGAUGGUGA
This is a messenger RNA of Pelecanus crispus (Dalmatian pelican), 1197 nucleotides long. Lineage: Eukaryota; Metazoa; Chordata; Aves; Pelecaniformes; Pelecanidae. The record is from RefSeq and is a predicted model, not a curated record.